AUGUCGUCGUCGACGUCGUCCUCCUCGACGGCGAUGCACCAGCACGGAUCGGCACCUCGAUCGCCCAUAGUGGCCGCGGCCGUUGCCGCCGCCGCUGCCAUCACGUCCUCCACGAUCGGAUCGGUAACGGGCGGGAGCAGGGUUGGUGGAGUCGUUGGUUGGACGAACAAACGCAGCCCGAUACACCACCUCACCACGACCCAGGACGUUAUUAAUCAGGGAAAAUGCCUUUGCGGUGAGUACAUCCGUGCUCGGUUGAAGCGGUCCGGGCUGCUGAACCGCAAGGUGUUGCAGCGGCUGCGCAGCUCGAUGGAGCAGUGUUCGGCGCUGGGAGGCGGCGUUGUGGUGCGGGAAGCAUUUCCCAUCCUCAACGGGAUGGGCGAGGAGCUGGAGCGUAUGCACCCACGCCUCUACACCAAUGUAAGCCGGCAGAUCUCAAACGAACCAUGGGGAGAACUGACCGAACCGGACACAGUUGGCUAUUUGUUGCACGUUGUCGCGAAGGACCUCUUUAAGAGCGGCAUCACCUGGGGCAAGGUGAUCUCGCUGUUCGCGAUCGCUGGCGGUCUAGCGGUGGAUUGCGUGCGCCAGGAUCAUCACGACUACCUGCAGCAGCUGAUCGAGGGUACGGCGGACGUGAUCGAGGAGGAUCUUGCCGGGUGGUUGGUGGAACACGGCGGUUGGCUCGGCCUGCAGGACCACGUGCAUCCACCGCAGCCGGAAAUCAACUUCUCCGGUUGGCUCAGCAUCUCCGUACUCACGUUGUUCGUUAUCUACAUCGUGUCGCUGUUCCUACGAAUGGUCGGAUCGAACUUUGUCGCACCAAAUCGGACCGGGAGCUAGGUCCCGAUGCCAGUGACUUUCCAUGUCCUAUCGCGCUGAACAAACGCUAACGCUUUCACUAUUCCGCUAAAACCAUUCCGAAUCCAAUGCAAGGGCCAGCUGGUGAAACUAAGCGUGGGACCAGAGGGGUUCACCUUUCCUUAACGCGCUGCGCAAUCUCUUCUUUUGCUCAUCUGCGCACGUCGGUGAUACUAACCAAGCUCCAAGCACAACCAAUAGCUAACGAGUAACGGAAGCAAUAAGCCAAGCAGACCUAGGGGUGGAACGGGGGAAUAAAUGUUAAUGUUUUAUGUAAUGUAGUCCUAGUUUAAUGCUAUUGUUUCUAUUUAAUGCAUUUUAUUGUGUUUGUUUUCCCCGUUUGGUGAGCGAUCCUUCGAUAGUCCAAACUGUAUACCCAGCAAGGAGUCAGAGAGGAAGCACAAUA
Molecule: messenger RNA, 1267 nt
Organism: Anopheles nili
Lineage: Eukaryota; Metazoa; Arthropoda; Insecta; Diptera; Culicidae
Product: bcl-2-related ovarian killer protein-like
Exons: 2
Coding region: 1-843 (280 amino acids)
Biological process (GO): intrinsic apoptotic signaling pathway in response to DNA damage; regulation of apoptotic process; extrinsic apoptotic signaling pathway in absence of ligand
Cellular component (GO): mitochondrial outer membrane
Molecular function (GO): protein homodimerization activity; protein heterodimerization activity
Source: RefSeq, a predicted model, not a curated record